Messenger RNA from Morus notabilis, 3992 nucleotides. RefSeq names its product protein MEI2-like 4. Bases 554 to 3478 code for a protein of 974 amino acids. The record is from RefSeq and is a predicted model, not a curated record. Gene Ontology annotation, molecular function: RNA binding. The transcript is spliced from 15 exons. Lineage: Eukaryota; Viridiplantae; Streptophyta; Magnoliopsida; Rosales; Moraceae.
AGAAGAAGAAGAAAAACAAAUUGGAGGAGGAGAGAGAGAGAGAUAGAUAGAUAGAGAGAGAAAGCGUUAACGUGCAAUGCAGGGAAACGAAGGGCUUGAAUCAUCAAAGAGGAAGCUUUGGAGGAUCUUACACGGCACAGAUGCCUAGACGAUCCCUUCUUCUUUCUUCAAUCUCCUUCCUUCUCUUCCCUUGCCGUAUGCCGUAAUUUAUUCUUUUUUAUUCCAUUUUCUCCAUCCUUUUAAAUUCCACUCUCUUUCCUCUUUCUCUCUCUAAACUAUCACAAACCUUUCCCUCACAAUUCGCCAUUUGAAUUCUCCUCGCAUUUCAACCUCUUCGCUUCUCCGAUCCUCUGAUCGCUUCCUUUUGGAGUGCAAAGUUUGGUUUUUUAUUAAUAUUUGGCUGCUUCUCAGUUUUUCCUUCUUUUUAUGCCGGACGGAAAAUUUUGAUGUGUCAGUUGCCAAUAUAGUGGUAUUACGCGUUUGUGGAUGUGGGAGAUAAUAAUUUUGCUGAAAAAGUUUCUUGGGUUUUAGGCAAUCAGGGCUUGGUUUCAUUAUGCCGUCUGAAAUAAGGGACCUGCAGAGCUUGUCCUCAUCAUCCUUCUUCUCUGAGGCUUCAUGUUUCCCAAACGAGAGGCAGGUUGGAUUCUGGAAGUCAGAUAACAUGCUCGAUAACUAUGCCAAUGAGAAGUCAAUUGCAUCAUCUUCUCUGGAGAAAUUCCUUCCAGUGGAGCGUCAGAACCUGAAGUCACCCGAGUCUUUUUUAAUGCAAGACCAGAAAGUGAUCUCUAGCUUAAAUAGACAUGCAAUAGGACCAGCAAGAUCAUCCAGUCACUCCUUGCCUCCGUUGAAACACAUAGACCAUAAUCCAAUAGCACGAUCUAAUACAAAAGCAGAAGCAGCAUCUUAUUUUGUGGAAGGCAGCAAAGUCAAUGUGAUGGGUUCUCAGUACGAGAGUAGUCUCUUCUCAAGUUCAUUGUCUGAGCUGUUUAGUCAGAAGUUGAGAUUGUCGGCGAACAAUGCUGUAUAUGGCCAUUCAGUUGAUACUGUUAAUCCACACUAUGAGGAAGAGGAAAUCAUGGAAUCCCUUGAAGAAAUAGAGGCCCAAACCAUUGGGAACCUUCUUCCUAACGAUGAUGACUUGCUUUCUGGAAUUACUGAUGGGAUUGAUUAUAAUAUCCAAUCCAAUGGUGGAGAUGAUAUGGACGAGUUAGAUCUUUUCAGCAGUGUUGGAGGGAUGGAUUUAGAAGAUGAAGCUGGACAAAAAAGUGAAUUUCCUGGAAUUUCUAAUGGUCUGCCAGGGCUAUGUAAUGGUUCAAUUGUUGGAGAACACCCUUACGGUGAACAUCCUUCUAGGACAUUGUUCGUGAGAAACAUAAAUAGCAACGUUGAAGAUUCUGAGUUGAGAACCCUAUUUGAGCAAUACGGGGACAUCCGCACUCUUUAUACAGCCUGCAAGCAUCGGGGUUUUGUUAUGAUCUCUUAUUAUGAUCUCAGAGCAGCUCGGAAUGCGAUGAAAGCACUUCAAAACAAGCCAUUGAGGCGUCGGAAACUCGACAUACAUUACUCGAUUCCAAAGGAGAAUCCCUCUGAAAAAGAUGUUAAUCAGGGCACUCUUGUAGUGUUUAACCUUGACUCUUCUGUCUCAAAUGAUGAACUUCGUCAAAUUUUUGGUGUUUAUGGAGAAAUCAAGGAGAUCCGUGAAACACCACACAGAAGUCAUCACAAAUUUAUUGAAUUUUAUGAUGUUAGAGCUGCAGAGGCUGCUCUUCGUGCAUUGAAUAGGAGUGAUAUUGCCGGAAAGCAAAUUAAGCUAGAGCCAAGUCGCCCUGGGGGCACAAGACGUUUGGGGCAGCAGUUCCCUAAUGAUUUGGAGCAAGAUGAAUGCAGCCUUCAUUUGCAGCAUAGUAGCCCUCCUAUUAACUCAACAGCUGGAUUUUCUGUUCAACAUGGAGCAAUAACUUCUAGUGGUGUAGAUAAUGGAACUGUUAUUAGUGCACACAGCACAAUACAUACUCCACGGCUUGAAACUGCAUUUCAUCAUGGGAUAUCUUCUAGUGUUCCAAAUAGCUUGUCCUCUCUGGUUAGAAUUGAAUCACUUGGCAACCAAUCUACCCUUACAGAGUCCAAUCAUUCACCAGGGCCACUUAAGUUUGACAUCCAUGGCACAUCAGCUUUUCAUCCUCACUCACUCCCAGAGUUUUAUGAUGGUUUAGCCAAUGGUGUUCAUUCCAAUUCUCCAAGUACUUUGUCUACGAGCGUCAAUCCUAGACCACCAGAAAGAAUUGAUAGCAGGCAAUUUUGCCGAGUAAACUCAAGCUCAAUUGAACUCAAUGAGAAAGUUUUUGGAUCUACUGGAAAUUGUAGCUCUCCACUCCCUGGACAUCAUUAUGCAUGGAGCAACUCAUUUCACCCUCAACCUCCAGGCGUGAUGUGGCCGAACUCUCCAACAUUUGUCAAUGGAGUUUGUGCAGCCCAUCCUCAAACGCGCCUCCCUGGACUGCCUAGGGCACCAUCUCAUAUGUUGAACCCAGCUUUACCCAUGAGUAGUCAUCCUGUGGGGUCUGCGCCAGUGGUCAAUCCUUCUCUCUGGGACAGGCGACACUCCUAUACAGGGGAAUCCCCCGAGGCUUCUGGAUUCCAUCCUGGUUCCCUUGGGAACGUGAGAAUUUCAAACUCACCUCAUUCUUUGGACUUUGUUUCACAUAGCAUGUUUCCGCAUGCUGGUGGAAACUGCAUGGACCUUCCAAUUCCUUCAAAAAGUGCAGGACUGCAGUCCCAUCAUCAGAGGUGUAUGGUGUUUCCAGGCCGAGGCCAAAUGAUUCCCAUCAUGAAUUCAUUUGAUCCUCCAAGUGAACGUGCUAGAAGUCGUAGAAAUGAAAGCAACUCUAAUCAGAUCGACAACAAGAAACAAUAUGAGCUGGAUAUUGACCGCAUAAUGAGAGGAGAAGACAACCGAACAACCCUAAUGAUAAAGAACAUUCCUAACAAAUACACUUCAAAGAUGCUUUUGGCUGCAAUUGACGAACGUCAUCGAGGAACUUAUGAUUUCAUUUAUCUACCGAUAGAUUUCAAGAAUAAAUGCAAUGUGGGGUAUGCAUUCAUCAACAUGACUGAUCCUAGCCUGAUCGUUCCAUUCUACCAGUCAUUUAAUGGGAAGAAAUGGGAGAAGUUUAAUAGUGAGAAGGUGGCUUCACUAGCCUAUGCUCGCAUUCAAGGUAAAUCUGCUCUAAUUGCACAUUUCCAAAAUUCAAGCUUGAUGAAUGAGGAUAAGCGAUGCCGACCAAUUCUCUUCAAUACAGACGGGCCCAACGCAGGUGAUCAGGUUCCGUUUCCCAUGGGGGUGAAUGUUCGCACAAGACCUGGGAAAUCUCGAACGAGUAUGCAUGAAGAGAUCCAUCAAGGAAGCCCACCGAGUUUCGGAAAUGGGGAUGAUUCUUCUCAAGGAGAGACGUCUGGUUCUGUCAAGGAGUCAGAUUAAGCAAAGCUACUAAGUUUUUUGUGGGCACUAAACUAACCUUUUAUAGCACUAAGUACUAAUCUGCAUCCUCGUACAAGACCUGGUGACAUAUAACUACAGGUGGCACAAGGGAGGGUAAACUUGUCUUGGUGGCUGAUUAAAAAUUUGAGGAAACCCUUAGCCAACAAUGCCAAGUGGUUUUCCAAUUUUGUCCUGAGAUUUUUCUGACUCUGAAUUGGUUAGAGGCAUGCAUGCUUGGCCAAUCCUAAUUGGAUUUCCAGUUUUCUUGAGAUUUUUCUUAUCAAAUUCUGGAAUUGUUAAGAGGAAAAAAAAAUGAAAAAAGGGAAAAUCUUAUUUAGCUUUGAAAAUUUUGGAUGAACUUGAGAGUACCGAUACAUAAUGAAAAGGAGAAAAAAAAAAGAAAAAAAGAAAAAAGCGUGGUAUGUACAGGAGUUGGGAGUUCCAGCACUGGAGAUUGUUUGCUUACAGUAUAAGGCUUUAACUGCUAUAUUAUUUGUUCUUUCGUUUCUCUUUA